Entrophospora sp. SA101 is the source of this 249-nucleotide messenger RNA. The record is from the annotation of a GenBank genome assembly. NCBI's taxonomy places the organism in Eukaryota, Fungi, Glomeromycota, Glomeromycetes, Entrophosporales, Entrophosporaceae.
AUGGAAAAAAUCAAAGAAACAAGUGAAGCUAAAGAGAAAAUGAAAGCAAAGGAAAAGGUGGCGGAAGAAUCAAGAAAAAAGAUAGUAUUACAAGCGAUUGAAGAAGACAGAGAAAAAAGAAUCAAAGAGAGAGAAAGACAGCAAUUUAGACAAAGAGAAAAGGAAAGACAAUUGGAAGAACAAAAAGAAUCGAUGGAAAAAGAAAAAUUGAAAGAAAAUGAAUUGUUACCAUUGGAAGAAGAAGAUUAG